GAGGCUAGCGCGAAGGGAGCGGUUAUUUUGCCAUCGCGUGCAAGACAACUCUCCCAAACCUUACGUAACAACAAUAGACAUAUUAAAUGUAUAGACGCGUCUUCUGUUCACCGGGUUUUGCAGCUUAAUCAUGGUUUGGUUUGGGAAGAUAGCUCGACUGCACUUGGCUGCUCUCCGCUGCUUUCCGCCGCUCUACAGAACCGUGUCUCCGCUCGGCUCUACGGCCAGACUUUGGUGUUUGCAGGCGUCUCCCGUUCUGUACUACAGCACUCUACCUUCCUCUGCUGACCUGAGCGUGCACUACAAACAUGGCCGCCCCACCCUGUCCCUCCCCCUCCCCUCCCGCCAGGAGCGAUGUCACUUCCUGCUCCGCCCGUUGCUAAUGAGUGUUGAUGACUUCCUGUCUGACAUCCAGAAGGAGGAUCCUGGAGUGACGACUGCUGCUGUCCUCACCUCUGAAGGAGGAAAGGUUUCCUCUAGCACCUCCAUGGACACGGUGCUGAAACAGAACUUCCUGCUGCAGCUCAACAGCACUGUGUACACCGUCCACUCUGCUGGGGGAGACUGCCAUGAGCAUGUGACCAUGCCAGAAGACCUGAAGGAGCUGGUGUUGAUGCUGCACUGUGCUCUCCAGCUGCCUGGUCACCAGCUCCACACACACUCUCAGCUGCAGCAGCGCAGACACACACUCACACAGGAGCUGGCCCCUCUGGAGCAGGUGCGGGCCCAGUUGGCGAGGGAGGCGGAGUCUCAUGCAUCGUGUGUUACGUGGGCGGGGCUUGCGUUCCUCUCUCUGCAGGGAGGAUUCCUGGCCUACCUCACCUGGUUUGUGUUUGCGUGGGACGUGAUGGAGCCAGUCACCUACUUCCUCACCUACGCCACCAGCAUGGGCUUCCUGGGGUACUACGUACUCACCAAGCAGGACCUGGUUUAUCCUGACGCUAAAGAUCGUCAGUUUCUACACUUUUUCUACAAGAGGGCAGCAAAGAAGCACUUCAAUGUUCACCAGUACAACCUGCUGAGGAAGGAGCUGGCUAUGGUUGAGAGCGAUCUGAAGCGUUUAAGAAAUCCUCUUGAGCUGAAGAUACCAGUGGACCAGAUCCAGGCCCACAACUGAAGACACGCACACACACACAUUUAUUCAUUUAGCAGACGCUUUUAUCCAAUGCGACUUCCAAGAGAGAGCUUUACAAAAAAGCACACACACACACGCGCGCAUGCAUUAUCUGGUCUGUUCUGUGUCUGUUUAGAUAAACUAAACUACUUCCUGGA
Messenger RNA from Osmerus eperlanus (European smelt), 1272 nucleotides. RefSeq names its product calcium uniporter protein, mitochondrial-like. Bases 131 to 1117 code for a protein of 328 amino acids. The record is from RefSeq and is a predicted model, not a curated record. Gene Ontology annotation, molecular function: calcium channel inhibitor activity. Gene Ontology annotation, biological process: calcium import into the mitochondrion; mitochondrial calcium ion homeostasis. The transcript has 9 exons. Gene Ontology annotation, cellular component: uniplex complex; mitochondrial inner membrane. NCBI's taxonomy places the organism in Eukaryota, Metazoa, Chordata, Actinopteri, Osmeriformes, Osmeridae.